AUGGCGCCUCCCAAGAUCGAGGCCAAGGAGAUUGAGACGUAUUGGAACAUCUUCUCAGACCGAACAGGGGGUGGUCAAUUCCUCACCGGUGAACAAGCAGCCCCAGUCCUGAAAAACAGUGGUCUUCGCGAUGAUCAGCUAGAGCGCGUGUGGGAUUUGGCCGACGUUGAUAACGAUGGGAACUUGGACUUUGAGGAGUUCUGUGUCGCCAUGCGACUCAUCUUUGACAUUCUGAACGGGGAAUAUGCCGACGUCCCGAAGACGCUGCCAGAUUGGUUGAUUCCGGAGUCCAAAUCCCAUCUUGUUCAGGCGACCCGUGCCAUCGCCGGCAAGCAGCCACAGUUUGAGCAGGUCGAAGAUGACUCAGAUGACGCGGGCUUGAAGGAUGGGUUUGAGUGGUACAUGAAGCCCCAGGACAAAGCAAAAUACGAACACAUUUAUCAAGAGAACCGGGAUAUGCGGGGUGAAGUAUCGUUCAACGCCCUCGAAGAACUAUACGAAUCUCUUGACGUCCCCGACACCGAUGUCCGGUCCGCCUGGAAUCUCGUCAAUCCCUCUGCCGGCUCAACCAUCAACAAAGACGCAUGCCUCGCCUUCCUCCAUAUUCUCAAUUACCGCCACGAAGGCUUCCGCAUUCCCCGUAGUGUCCCAGCCUCACUGCGCUCCAGCUUUGAGCGCAACCAAAUAGACUACCAGCUCGACAACCAACGGACAGGUGCCAACUCACGAUGGGCCAACAAGGCCGACGAUUCCACCUCCACUGGUCGAAAGACCAAGUUUGGGGAACAGUACCUCACACGCCUCGGCCGAAGCGGUUUCAAGACGGCCGGCACCGACUUUUCGACCGAAAAGACGGAAGAUUGGGAAGAGGUUCGGCUGAAGCGACAACUCGCUGAUUUGGAAACCAAGAUUCAAAAAGUUGAGGAUAUGGCCGAGCAACGCAAGGGCGGCAAGAGAGACUCAAAGCCUGCGCUUGUAAGGAGGGAACUUGACCAGCUGCUGGACUACAAGCGCAGAGAAUUGAGAGACUUGGAAGAGGGGAGGGGCAAGAGCGUUGUCGGUUCAAGCCUGAAGAGCGUCUCGGACGAUUUGCAGACAGUAAGAGAGCAAGUGGAAGGUCUGGAGACGCAUUUGAGUUCAAGACAAGCGGUAUUAGACGAUUUGCGGAGACAAAUUGACGCAGAGAAGGCGUAA
Messenger RNA from Metarhizium album ARSEF 1941, 1194 nucleotides. Its product is annotated as Eps15-like protein pan1p. Gene Ontology annotation, cellular component: nucleus; plasma membrane; actin cortical patch. Bases 1 to 1194 code for a protein of 397 amino acids. Gene Ontology annotation, molecular function: protein binding; calcium ion binding. Gene Ontology annotation, biological process: actin cortical patch assembly; endosomal transport; actin filament organization. The transcript is spliced from 3 exons. NCBI's taxonomy places the organism in Eukaryota, Fungi, Ascomycota, Sordariomycetes, Hypocreales, Clavicipitaceae. The record is from RefSeq and is a predicted model, not a curated record.